AUGGGAUCCCAUUUACAAUUCACCUUUAUAAAAUCUGGUGGGUGCCGCUCCUCCGUGUUGGCGAAUUCAUUCUUGAUUCCCCUGUCAUCUUUCUCCACCAAGAAAUUCUCGCAAGGGCGUUGUCUUCACCCUGUAAGACCACUGCAAAAUGCUCAAGUCAUCAAGCACAUCCAAUUACAUGUUAGAUCACAACUCUCAAAUGAAGAGGUUAUCAGGCGAUCAGGAAACUACAAGCCAAGCAGUUGGGAAAAUGAUGAUUUGCAAUCUCUCAAGAGUGACUUCCCGGAAGAGGCGUAUGUGGAACGGGCCACGAAACUGGUGGUGGACGUCAAACGCAAGUUCAAUCAAGCAGCAGGAGCAGUGGAUCUACUGGAGCUGAUUGACAAUGUUCAAAGGCUAGGAGUUGGGUAUCACUUCCAAACUGAGAUCAAGAGGGCUCUGGAAUCCAUAAAGGACACCUCUGUCAAUGCAGACGAAGAAUUAUAUGCAACUGCUCUACGCUUUAGGCUCCUUAGGCAACAUGGAUUUCAGAUUUCCCAAGAUGUUUUUAAAAGCUUCAUGGACAAGAAGGGUGGUAGUUUCAAUGAGUCACUCCGCAAGGACACGAAGGGACUAUUGGAUUUGUAUGAGGCUUCUUAUCAUGGUUUUGAAGGAGAAGACAUAUUGGAUGGUGCCCAACAGUUUACAAAGAGACAUCUUAUCAAACAGCUCAAAGAGAAAACAUCCCCAAAUUAUAAAAACAUGGCCAGACUAGUAAGCCAUGCGUUGGAGAUGCCCUUGCACUGGAGAAUGAAUAGGUGGGAAGCCAGAUGGUUCAUAGACACCUACUCCAUGAAACAAGAUAUGGACCCUUUGAUACUUGAAUUUGCUAAGCUUGACUUCAACAUGGUGCAAGCUAUAUAUCAGCAAGAAUUAAAAGAUGCAUCAAGGUGGUGGACUGACUUGGGCCUCGCCGAGGCAUUAAGAUUUAGUAGAGACAGGAUAGUCGAGAAUUACUUGUGGACCACUGGAAUCAUAUUCGAACCUCAGUUCGGAUAUUGUAGAAGACAACUUACGAAAGCCAAUUGUUUGAUCACAACAAUUGAUGAUGUGUAUGAUGUGUAUGGUACUCUGGAUGAACUCAAGCUUUUUACUGAUGCAGUUGAAAGAUGGGACAUCAACACCUUGAGAGAUCUUCCGGAUUACAUGAAGAUAUGUUUCAUGGCACUCUACAACAAUAUCAACGAAAUGGCUUAUGAUUUUUUAAAGAAACGUGGCUGGGACAUAUUAAAAUACUUGAAGAAAGGGUGGUUGGAUUUAUGCAAAACAUACUUGGUAGAGGCCCAGUGGUAUUACAAUGGAUACAAACCGACACUUGAAGAGUAUUUGAACAAUGCAUGGAUAUCAAUAUCAGCACCUACCAUCUUAGUUCAUAAUUACUUUUGCGUGGAAAAUAAGAUAAAAGAGGAAGCAUUGGAGCAACUGGAUAACUAUCCAAGCAUUGUAAGAUCGUCGGGAGCUUUGCUUCGAUAUAGCGAUGACCUUGGAACUUCAACUGAUGAGCUGAAGAGAGGAGAUGUUCCAAAAUCAAUCCAGUGUUAUAUGCAUGAGACUGGUGCUCCUGAGGAAAUUGCCCGUGAACACAUUCGCGGUCUCCGUGCUAAAGAAUGGAAGAAAAUGAACAAAUGUAUGACUGCUCCUUCUCCUUUCCCUCAAGCAUUUAAAGAUAGUGCAGCGGGCCUCGGACGAAUGGCUCAAUUCAUGUACCAGCACGGAGAUGGGCAUGGACUACUUGCAGACAGCUUGACCAAGAACCGCAUUAUGCCAUUAUUGGUUCAUCCCAUUCCCCUUGAUUGAUUGGGCCAUUCGACAUCCCAAUUCUGUAUGGCUUUCACUUGAUGCUUUGCACAAUGAGGAUA
This is a messenger RNA of Nelumbo nucifera (sacred lotus), 1898 nucleotides long. Its product is annotated as terpene synthase 10-like. Gene Ontology annotation, biological process: diterpenoid biosynthetic process. NCBI's taxonomy places the organism in Eukaryota, Viridiplantae, Streptophyta, Magnoliopsida, Proteales, Nelumbonaceae. The record is from RefSeq and is a predicted model, not a curated record. Gene Ontology annotation, molecular function: terpene synthase activity; magnesium ion binding.